Molecule: messenger RNA, 444 nt
Organism: Cucurbita maxima (winter squash)
Lineage: Eukaryota; Viridiplantae; Streptophyta; Magnoliopsida; Cucurbitales; Cucurbitaceae
Exons: 1
Coding region: 1-444 (147 amino acids)
Source: RefSeq, a predicted model, not a curated record
AUGAAUAUUAAUGAGAAAUUACAACAUGAUGAUGAAGCAGAAAUGACAGAUGCUAGAAGGUUCAGGAGCUUGGUUGGCGGAUUAAUUUAUUUAACUCACACACGACUCGACAUUGCAUUUCCUGUUGGUAUUAUUUCUAAGUUUAUGCAACAUCCUUCAAAGGUUCAUUAUGGAGCAGCAAAAAGAGUAUUACAUUACAUUGCCGGAACUAUGGAGUAUGGAAUUUGGUAUUCUAAAUCCUCUAAUUUUAAACUAUAUGGAUUCACUGAUAGUGAUUGGGCAGGAUCAUUAGAUGAUAGACGAAGCAUUUCAGCCAAUGUUUUCACUUUAGGGUCAGGAGCGAUCACUUGGAGCUCAAAGAAGCAAGCAAUAGUGGCGUUGUCAACGUCAGAAGCAGAAUAUGCUGCAGCAACUUCAGCAGUGUGUCAAGCUAUUUGGCUAUAA